UUGACUCGCUAAAAACACUGCUAAGUGCUUAAAGUGUUUAACUCAGACUUUGUGUUUUACUUGGAACAUAAAUAUAGAAGCCUGACAUCAAGGAGUGAGAAUGGAGAGUUCUGUGUUGCUCGUUUUCGUGAGUUGGACUGCGCUGUUGAUCCAUUUGACGUAUGGCGAAGAACGUCAUCGCACUCUGCUGUUUCCCGAUAACUUCUUUUUUGCUGAAAGACGGUUUGUAAACCACACUAUCGAUACAAAAAAAGUUAAGGACUUGGAUCACUGUGAGCUUUUCUGCUACAUGAACGACAAAUGCGUUAGUGCUAACUUCAAAAAAGAGCCAGAGGCUGGAGGAAUGGCUCAUGUUUGCGAAUUGAAUGACGCAACUCAUCUGGAUUAUGAUACUGACCUGAUAACUGAUGUCAAUUUUUAUCAUCGCGGCUCUGAGAACGCCUGCGGUAAGAAUUCACGGUGCCAAAAUAAUGCAAUUUGUGAGUCCGGUUUCACAUUCAAGGGAUAUCGAUGCUUGUGCCCUUCUGGAUUCGAGGGAGAAAAUUGUGAAAAAGAUGUUGACGAGUGUGCUUCAAAUGACAAUAAAUGUGCUAAGGGUGCUGCCAUUUGUAAAAAUACGGUAGGAUCAUACAAUUGCACCUGUAAGUUUGGAUAUUACUGGGAUGGCACUGAAUGCAAAGCCGAUGUAUGCCAACUCCACACUGUUCUACACGAUGAUGAUAGAGACGUAAGCCACCACGACCCGUAUAAAACAGAAUGUGACAAAAAUCUCAACUCUGAUUGGUAUCGUUUCCUGGACAUUCCAGGAAUAACAAUGCCGACUGAGUGUCCACACGAUAACACGUGCGGUACGACAUUUCCAGGCUGGUUGAAUGGAGAUCAUCCUACAGUGGAUGAGGGAGAAGUAAAAGGGACCGUCUGCUUCUCCAAGGGCUCAAACCGGUGCUGUGAGGAAACAAGUUUCAUUAGGGUGAAGAACUGCAGUUCCUUUUACGUCUACUACUUGGUACCGACCAAAUGCCCCUAUCGUUACUGUUUCACAUAUAACUGAACAUCAUAAAACUGUUGAAUGUUGAAGAUGAAGCUUAAUUUGU
Molecule: messenger RNA, 1094 nt
Organism: Pocillopora verrucosa
Lineage: Eukaryota; Metazoa; Cnidaria; Anthozoa; Scleractinia; Pocilloporidae
Product: uromodulin
Molecular function (GO): calcium ion binding
Source: RefSeq, a predicted model, not a curated record